This is a messenger RNA of Protobothrops mucrosquamatus (brown spotted pit viper), 1787 nucleotides long. It is a transcript of the gene TNFSF10, whose product is annotated as TNF superfamily member 10. Gene Ontology annotation, cellular component: membrane. The transcript is spliced from 5 exons. The record is from RefSeq and is a predicted model, not a curated record. NCBI's taxonomy places the organism in Eukaryota, Metazoa, Chordata, Lepidosauria, Squamata, Viperidae. Gene Ontology annotation, molecular function: tumor necrosis factor receptor binding; CD40 receptor binding. Bases 103 to 975 code for a protein of 290 amino acids. Gene Ontology annotation, biological process: immune response.
CCCUAAUCCGAGGCCAGCAGGCCUCUCCCUCCACACAGGGGCAGCGUCGCCCGUCCGCUCUCUCACUCGUGCGAGUCCCCCUUUUGUCCGCCAGCGACCACCAUGUUGGCAUCCGGCGGUCCCAGCACGGGCCAGACCUGCGGGCUCGUCCUGAUUUUCGCCGUGCUGUUGCAAUCCAUCUGCGUGGCCAUCACUUUCCUUUAUUUCACCAACGAGCUGCAACAGCUCCGAGACACAUAUGCAAAGAGUAGCUUUGCUUGCUUCACCAGGGAACAUUUUUUCCUAGAAGAUGUGGAUCCAAAUGAUAAAGAAGAUGGCGAUCCUUGCUGGGAGGUCAAAUGGCAGCUGUCGAGGCUCGUUAGAAAGAUGGUGGCCAAGAAUCGUGCAGAAGAAGUAACAUCAGCUUCAACACAAGACGACAUUUCUCCAGAUGCCAUUGCAAGAGAUGUACCUAGGAACCCCCGAGUCGCAGCUCAUCUCACCUCAAGCAGAAAUGCAAGGAAAGGUUUAUUUGUACAAAGUUCUCCUAUCAGAAACAAUUUGGGAUUUAAAAUAAUCUCUUGGCAAUCUUCGGUGUAUCCUUCCUUUCUUCACAAUGUAUUGCUGAACAAUGGAGAACUUAUCAUACAGCAACCUGGAUUUUAUUACAUUUAUGCACAGACUUAUUUUCGCUUCCGGGAAUCGGAAGGGGUUGAAUCCAAUGCAGAUCCUGACUCGGACAGCGUUAGGAAUCCGAAGCAGAUGGUUCAGUACAUUUCCAAAUUUACAGAUUAUUACCCAGAAGCCAUCCUGUUAAUGAAAAGUGCAAGAACCAGUUGUUGGUCUAAAAACGCAGAAUAUGGACUGUAUUCCAUAUACCAGGGUGGCGUGUUUCAGUUAAGGAGAAAUGAUAGGAUUUUUGUCUCCAUCAGCUAUCAAGAACUAGUGGAUAUGGAUAAAGAAGCCAGCUUUUUUGGAGCCUUCCUGGUCUCUUAAAGAAGAAAACGAGAGAACAAUUAGACAUCCAUGAAGAGGUUGUGGAAGACCUGGAAAAUUCUGCUUUUGAAGUAGAAUAAGAAGUUAGUUGCACUAUCCACAGAAGUGCAACUAAGUAUAUAGUUUCUCUGUUAACCACCAGUGAGACCAGUUCAAGGUUCCAUUAUCCAAACUCCACAAUGAAUGGUUGGCAUGCUAUAGAUACAGAAAUGCCAACAAGCUGUUGUGGGUCCAUGAAUACUCUUCCAGGGAUUUUGUUUUUUGUUUGGAACGGGACAGUUGCAUUUGGUUUGUUUCAGCAAAUUUCUGUUGAAUCAUAUGCAUGGAAUCCAUGCACCUAACAAGACAACAGCGAGAUCUACAUAGUGACAAGUGAUUCAAGCUGUACUGUCGUGUGGGUAUUGUCACUGUGGUGUGGAUUGCCAUUUGCUGAAUUGCUGGACUGACUCUGAUGGCAGAGUGUAAAAGAUAAAGCAAAACAGAUUCCCUGAGUUUCCUUUUUUCAAAUCAGAAUGGUUGAGAGCUGCACCGCUCAUUUAGAAUAGCACCUGGAAGAUCCAUCCAGAAAGGUACCAUCUCUGAUUGCAGGAGAAGAAAAAUCUCUUAUUCCAAAGCUGCACCCUAAAUUCGCUUCCAUCAAGGAGAACGUUCAUAUACCUGCACCCCUUCAUGCAGUUUGAAAUGGUACAGUCCUGGGUGGGCUGUAUCAUGCAAUAUCUCCAAACAUGCUGCUCAUUUUUGAGAAUGAAAAAUGUGAAUCCCGUUGGGAAAUCUGCAAAGAACAGGAUUUGCUUCAUGUUCUAUAAUUGGGC